Dendrobium catenatum is the source of this 2287-nucleotide messenger RNA. RefSeq names its product F-box/kelch-repeat protein At1g22040. Bases 397 to 1827 code for a protein of 476 amino acids. Gene Ontology annotation, molecular function: protein binding. The record is from RefSeq and is a predicted model, not a curated record. Lineage: Eukaryota; Viridiplantae; Streptophyta; Magnoliopsida; Asparagales; Orchidaceae. The transcript is spliced from 2 exons.
UUCUGAUUGUGAGCGAAAAUUGCAAAAUAAAGAGAGCGUCGUGUAGAAAAAGGGAGCAUCUUGGAGCUGAGUUUAAGAGAGUGAGCGACGAAACCCUAAAAUAUUAUUCUGGAUUCUGAAUCUGGAUUUCAUGGCGUGCUUCUUCUCCAUUAAAGGGGUACCUGGGGAUAUCUAGUUUUUAUCAUUUUAAUUUUUUUGUAAAAUUCUUAGGCCUAAUCUAUUGAUUGGAAUGUGUUCUUUCCCUUCUCCCUUCGCUGCUUCCUCUUGCCAGAUUCAGAUCUUUGCUGGUCCAUGUGAUGUAAAAAGUACUUGCUUGUGAGAAGGAGGAGAUUGCAAUAAAAGUUUUGAAUUGUUCGCAUAACUAUCAUUUUAUUUUUCAAGUCAUUAAGGAUUUUGAUGGGGUCUUUUUUGAGCUUCCCAGUUAACAAAUCUCAAGAAAAGUUGUGUUGUGAGGUUUCUCAGGCUGAGGUCUCUAGCAAGAGGCUGAAGUUGUCAGCAAGUUUUAACAAUGAUAAUCCAAGGCUUAUCUCAAGCUUACCUGAUGAAAUUUCCCAGCAAAUCCUUGCAAGAAUACCUAGGAUUUAUUACUUGGGAAUGAAGCUGGUAUCACGAAGCUGGAAAGCUGCUAUAACUAGUGCUGAAAUCUAUCAGCUUAGAAAGGAGCUCGGAACAACAGAAGAGUGGCUCUAUAUUCUGACAAAGGUUGAAGAUGAUAAGCUCCGUUGGCAUGCUUUGGACCCCUUAGCUGGAAAAUGGCAGAAGCUGCCACCCAUGCCUAAUCUUGUAUGUGAGGAGAAAUCUAAGAGGGGGCUUUCUGGAUUUCUUAUGUGGAAUGUGAUGGGCUCCAGCAUUAGAAUUGCUGAUGUUAUCAGAGGCUGGCUUGGCCGGAGGGAUACCCUGGAACGUCUUCCAUUUUGUGGCUGUGCCAUCGGAACCGUCGAUGGUUGCCUCUAUGUGUUAGGUGGUUUUUCCAGAGCAUUUGCCAUGAAAUGUGUUUGGCGAUAUGAUCCUGUUGUCAAUAUGUGGCAGGAAGUGAAUUCCAUGACCACUGGGAGGGCUUUCUGUAAGGCCAGUCUCCUGAACAACAAACUUUAUGUUGUCGGCGGAGUCAGUAAAGGCCGCGGGGGUUUGACUCCUUUGCAAUCUGCUGAAGUCUAUGAUCCUAAAACUGGUUUCUGGACAGAAGUUAAAAACAUGCCAUUCUCGAAAGCUCAGACUCUGCCUACUGCUUUCCUAGCUGAACUGCUGAAGCCCAUUGCAACUGGAAUGACUUCAUACAGAGGAAAGUUGUGUGUCCCUCAAAGUUUGUACUCUUGGCCCUUUUUUGUUGAUGUUGGUGGUGAGAUCUACGAUCCAGAGACUGAUUCGUGGGCGGACAUGCCUGCUGGUAUGGGUGAAGGUUGGCCUGCAAGGCAGGCAGGGACAAAAUUGAGUGUGGUUGUAAAUGGUGAGUUAUAUGCUUUGGAACCUUCUAGCUCCUUGGAUAGUGGUAAGAUAAAGAUAUAUGAUCACCAGGAGGAUGCCUGGAAAGUUGUUAUUAGCAAGGUUCCAGUUCAUGAUUUUACUGAUGCAGAAUCUCCUUAUUUACUUGCUGGCCUUUUUGGGAAGCUUCAUUUAAUCACUAAAGAUGUUGAUAACGGGACUGCAGUAUUGCAAGCUGAUUUGAAAAAGCAAAUGUGCAUGCAAAAAAAUGAAUCUUCUGCUGGAGCUAGCAUCUCUGCUGAAAAUCACAGUUCUUCUGAGGCAGAAGCUGAAGUUUGGAAGGUCAUUGCUGCUAAGAAUUUCGGUGUAGCAGAAUUAGCCAGCUGCCUUGUUCUUGAUAUUUAGCUUAUGUGAUAAUGAUGCUACGAGUGCCUAACUUUACUAGCUAAAGAUUCCCUUGUUCUUUUUGCAUCUGGUUAUAGAAAAAGCAUUACAGGUGGUAUUCUUGAAGAAAUUUCGGCAACAUCUCUUUAUUAGAGUUUAUAGAGUGCAGAUAUACCUUUGAAGUAAGAAUUAAGGUGUUCGCUGGAAGGAUAUAUUUUUUAUGCUCCAAGUUAUCUAUCAUUUGUGUUCAUCUUGCCAUAAAAUCUAAGGGAUGCGUAUGUUGGUUCUCAUAGAGGAAAUUGUACUGUUCUAUCCAGAGUGUUGACUUAGUGGAUGAUAUUGGUUUCACUUAUGUAUAGAAAUAGAAGAUGAUGUGAAACUUUGAAAAAUGGUGUUGGUUUUUUCUUAUGGCGUGUUAGAUGUAAUCUUAUAUUAGUUACUUGUGAAUAUUAUAGUCGUCUCCAUGUUUCUAUGUUCUCAA